Messenger RNA from Geodia barretti, 1238 nucleotides. The record is from the annotation of a GenBank genome assembly. NCBI's taxonomy places the organism in Eukaryota, Metazoa, Porifera, Demospongiae, Tetractinellida, Geodiidae.
GGUAACUCGGUGAAGAGAGCUAUCCGUGCCAGUGCUUGCAUACUUGCAUAAUACUCUGCGUUGAUUGUUGUUGAAUCGUCCUAUAGUUUCCACAUGCAAUGUUAGCCAAUUAAGUGUGUCAUUAAUUUCUAGUCACAUGAUUUUCCCCAUUCAGCUAGGUUUUCUGAUACUUGCUUUUGGUUAUUAUCGAGUGACUCCUAAAAACCUUUUUGCCUAUAGCAUGGGUGUACACCUUUUUAAAGUGUGCAAUAUCUGUGCAAAGGCGUGUAAAUACUCCACACCUAGUGUUGCAAAACUAAGUUAAUGCAUAAAUUUCUAAGUCAUGCGACCAGAAAAAAUUGUGUAUAAACUGCUCUCAUUCUUACAGUGAAUGUUACGAUUGAGCACAAAAGUGAUGGAUGCUGUGGUCAAGAACAGAUUGUUUUGUGUAAAGCUACAGAAACAACAAUAAUUAAUGUAUUGGUAGGGGGUGAGCUACUCGCCUCCUACACUUACCUAAAGAGAGAGCAAAUUAUUGAUAAAGAUGGGUAUCGUAUAAGGGCAACAAAUGCAACAAUGGUGACAGAGUUCGUCAGUAAUUUCGAUAUAGAAAUUGUCUUCAGGACCCUGUCUGAAGAAGUUUCGAUAACAUGUGAUGUUAUUGUUUUCUCCGUCACUAAAAACAUCACAACAAACAGUUUAAAUUGCCUGAGUAUCGGACCUUCUAUAACUUCAUUUAUUUCAAUAAUGGAAAGUAAAGAUGGUGUCACUGUCUCAACGAGGCUACAUGAAGUGAUUGAGCCAAGUGUACUGUCAACUCUCAACUGUGCUGCAACUCUUGAGUGUUUGAACUGCUCAUCUCUUUCGAAACAUGACAUGAUCUUGGAACAAUGUAAAGCAAAUGUGACUCUUGAUGGUGUCGAAGACGGCCAAUAUAUGCUGAGUUUGACAAUUUUUAGUGAUUGCGGGGAAAGAAUUGUGCCACCUCCAACACUUGUAACCCUUGGAGACGGUUAGUUCAUGGCCUAGAGUAGAAUAGCUGGUUGGAUGUUAAUUAAUUUCACAGGGAGCAGCCCAACAGAGACUAGUGCUGGCAUCCUCAUUGUUGCUGUAUUAUUCUUACAUGCUUUUUUAUGAUUUUACAUCCUCUGUUUUGUUUGUAAAAUGUUGUGUGCGGUUCUCCUCGCGCUCGCUUUCCAAAAAUGCCCGUGUAGACAUUCGUUCAUAGCAUUAUGUAUAGGCAUUAGUCAUAGCGCGAG